AUGGGUUUCCCUCUGAUCCUCGCUCUCCGCGCCGUCCAGGGCGUUUUCGCCGUGAUCAUUCUCGGUCUGUCAGCAUAUGUUGCCAACUGGUACAAUGUGGACACCCUGACCUCAUCGCCUUCUCAGGUUAACUUCCUGGUCUUCGUGCCACUGUUCUCCCUGAUUUCUAUUGCAUACUUGGAGGCUGUCCCCAAAUUCAUGCCCAAGCUCUCCCACCCAUGGGCGGUCCUCGCUCUUGAGGUCACCAACGUCCUCUUCUACUUCGCCGGCUUCGUUGCGCUCGCCGUCUUCCUGACGCACCUGCUUUUCUGCCGUGGCGCCGUCUGCGGCUCCGCCCGUGCGGCAACCGUCUUCUCCUCGUUCAACUUCGUGCUCUGGACCGCCACCGCUGCUCUCACCAUCAAGGACGCUCUGAAGGGGGGGUUCGCGGGCCUCCGCAUGGGCCAUGAAGGAGGCCGCUAUGGCCGCAUAAAUGCCUACUACGGCUCUGACGGCCGCGGGUCGUUUUUCGGAUACGUCCCCGCUACGCCGCCUCACAAGACUGCGUCCCUCGAGGUGACGGUCAAGAAGCUGUCGUCGUGGGACCACAGGCGGAGCACCGUCGCCAGCAGUGAGGAGUGGGAGAUCGCCACCUUCGUCGGCAGCGAAGAAGAGGUAGUCGCGGGAAAGGGAUACGGGCGUCGUGAUACCUGGUGA
Molecule: messenger RNA, 696 nt
Organism: Diaporthe amygdali
Lineage: Eukaryota; Fungi; Ascomycota; Sordariomycetes; Diaporthales; Diaporthaceae
Exons: 4
Coding region: 1-696 (231 amino acids)
Cellular component (GO): membrane
Source: RefSeq, a predicted model, not a curated record